This is a messenger RNA of Cydia pomonella (codling moth), 1675 nucleotides long. It is a transcript of the gene Sec20, whose product is annotated as vesicle transport protein SEC20. Gene Ontology annotation, molecular function: SNAP receptor activity. Lineage: Eukaryota; Metazoa; Arthropoda; Insecta; Lepidoptera; Tortricidae. The record is from RefSeq and is a predicted model, not a curated record. Gene Ontology annotation, cellular component: SNARE complex; endoplasmic reticulum. The coding region runs from base 62 to 808 and encodes 248 amino acids. The transcript is spliced from 5 exons. Gene Ontology annotation, biological process: retrograde vesicle-mediated transport, Golgi to endoplasmic reticulum.
AUUGGGUAUUGGACUGAGAUUGGGCUUUAUAAUUACUAAAAAGUAUUUUUUUAUUAAUGAAAUGCACAAAAUGAAUAUUAAACCUGAUUUAAGCAGCAUUGAUAGUUAUCAAAAACUAUUUUCUAAGUUAGAUAACCCUGACGUGGUUUUUCAAAAUUUUGUAAAGAAGUUGGCCAAAUAUCACUUUCAGGUCAAAGCUACAAUACAGGAUAUAUUAGAAUGUAGAGAAUCCAUGGAGGCGUUGAGUGAGCUCAAUGAAAAGGGUCGGGCAAAGAUAAAUCUAUUGAGAGAUGAAAUAGAAAAUAUGGAAUUAUAUGGGAAGGAAGCCUCUGAUGAUAAAUAUACUGCGGAACUGGCUUCCCAGAGGCAACAGCUGGCUAUCCUUCUUAAAGAGUUCAAAGAUGCCAACAUUUCUAGCAUGUUUGCAAUAGAGAAGGCUCAGCGGGAGGAGCUGCUCAAGCCGCCAGAAGGAGAUGAAUCAGCUCUUAGAAACAGAAAGAAAAAAGUUGACCGUGAUGCAUUGCUUGAAAAAUCUUCAGGUGUGACUGAGCAGCUGCUACAAAUCAGCAGACAGUUAGCUGACACAACACAAAGAAGUCAGAAUACGCUCGACAGUUUAGUUUCAUCCAGUUCUACUGUUCAUGGAACACAAUCAGAGCUUCAGAACACAGCGGGAUCUAUAUCAGAAUCUAGCAAGCUGUUGAAGAAAUACGGACGCAGGGAGUUCACAGACAAACUCAUUAUGUUCUUUGCAUUCCUUUUUUUCUUGGCUGUGUGUCUAUACAUCGUUCAGAAGAGACUGUUUUAGUUUUAACAUGCCAUGACUGGUACUAUACUGUUUUAUAGACAAAUGAACAAUUUUGGUACUAUACUGUAUAGACAGACUGUGAUUAGACAAAUGAAAAAUGGAUAGCUUAUGUUUUAUGUUGUUUUUACAGCUGAGCAUAUGAGUGACUUAGAUUAGCACGAACCGUGUUUUUUUUUUCUCGGGACCUUAGAGGAAUUUUGUAGUAUUUACUGUUUGUUAUUGUUUAUUUGUCUAUGAUUGUAAGUCUAGACAUGGAGAAAUAAGUAAGGAUAGAGUACAUCAUCAUACAUCAGUUUUCUUACCAGAACGCGGGUUAUUUCGUAGUCGACAUCUAGCGUCGAGUAGUGGAUUUAUCAGUACCGCUACUUGACACCGAGUCACGGGUGUCGCGACUAACGGAAAAUGUAUUGCUGAAACAAUUUACAACUAAUAUUACAAGCAGAAGUUGAAAACAGAGUUCCGGUUAAUUCAGUUACAUUAUUAGCUGAAAAUUGUUGAGCAUUUGACUUUUUGUUCGUCGCGACACCUAUUGUUAAGUAGCAGUACCUACUGAUAAAUUCGUUACUUGGCGCUAGAUGUCGACUAGGAAAAUAACCCUCGUUUUUGUAAGAAAACUAUGUAUGGAGUUAUAGCACUCUAUCCUUACUUAUUUCUAUAUAGAUGUAUAGGUGAAGAUGAUGCUGAUGGACGACUGUAUUUAAAAUAUUUAAUGUGUGCUUGUAGAAUGUAUUUUUUCCAGCAUUUGCUGAAUUGUUUAUAUAAUGGACUGCUAUUUUAAUUUGUAAUGAUUAUUAUGCCUAAGUUUUGCAAUUUAUUUGUAAAUAUUUUGUAAAUAUAGGUCAUUUAAAUAAAAUAUGUUUGAAAGGA